UUAAUAAGCCUAACCAGAUAUAUACUGAGAGAGAGAGAGAGAGAGAGAGAAUCAUCGACUCUCCGUUUCAGCUCCGAUUCUUGAAGUGGUAAAUGGAUAACAUUUUGGACUCGUUGAACAAAGCCUACGAGAAGUUCGUUAUCGCCUCAGCUGAGGUUCUCGAGUCCAAAGAGAGUGCUGGCGGGAUAAAAGCCUCUCUCACUGAUGCUGCGUUAGAGAAUUUCAAGGAGAAGUGGGAGCUGUUCCGCGUGGCGUGCGAUCAAGCCGAGGAGUUUGUGGAGUCGGUGAAGCAGAGGAUUGGAUCCGAGUGUUUAGUUGAUGAGGCUACUGGUUUAACAACAGGAGGAGGUAGUAACUCAGGCCAAAGCGUUGGCGCUGCCACUAGUCUCCCUCCCAUUAGCGCGGUGAGGCUGGAGCAGAUGAGUAGAGCGGUUCGAUGGCUUGUGCUUGAGCUGCAGCGUGGGUCUGGUGGUGCAGCUGCUGGUUCUGUGCAUUCUUCUUCGUCUGCAGGGUUUGAUCCUAGGUUCUCUGAAGACUCGACUCAAUAGAGUGUGUCCUACUACUUACUACACACUCCUCUAAUCUAAAACUGCAGCUGCAUUAUUCUCUGAGUCUUUAUAUUCUGACCAAGCAAGAAGCAAUACUUGAUUGCUGAUCGGUUUGAUUUGUAGGAAUUUUGAGUGUUUGUUCUGAAUCUCAAGUAAAAGAGAGACUGUUUUUAUCUUUUUUGUAAUUCUUUUUAUAUUAUUAUGUUUCUGUUUGGUUAGUGUGGUUU
Molecule: messenger RNA, 775 nt
Organism: Brassica oleracea var. oleracea
Lineage: Eukaryota; Viridiplantae; Streptophyta; Magnoliopsida; Brassicales; Brassicaceae
Product: mediator of RNA polymerase II transcription subunit 32-like
Exons: 2
Coding region: 93-548 (151 amino acids)
Biological process (GO): root development; cold acclimation; regulation of DNA-templated transcription
Cellular component (GO): mediator complex
Source: RefSeq, a predicted model, not a curated record